AUGCUUCUUGCUGACAAGUACGACGUUCCUUCUCUUACAAGCGAAAUCGUCAAGUAUUUAGAUGGAGAAAUGGAUCCAAGGAGUGCUUUUGAUCUCUUAACGUUAGCUCGCCAAUUUAAUGACGAAGGUCUCGAGCGGGCUUGCUGGGAGGUGAUUCAAUACAACGCCAUUGCAAUUGCUACAAGCGAUUCGUUUCUCAAUGUUAAAUACGAUUUGCUGUUCUCCUUUGUUCAACGAUCAUCGUUACGCAUCGCCGAGACAACGUUGUUCCAAGCUGUAGAUCGAUGGGCCGCCAAGAGGUGUGAAGAAGCAGGUGUGGUUGCCGAUGGAGAGAGAAAACGGGAUGUACUUGGAGAGGAUUUGUUGAGACAUUUUGCAUUUCCCCAAAUGCAGCCAAGAGAAUUUUCAGCGGUUGUGCUACCAAAGGAGAUCCUAACAAAGGAUGAGGUUAUUGACGUGUUCAGAUAUUUCAGCGACGUUCCAGUGAAAGGUGGAAUAAAAUUCAAAGCUCCUUCACGGAAUUCGAAGUCAAAGAAACCGCCGGGCAUUGCUCCCGUUCGUUGUUAUCCGAUGUUGGGCUUCACAAGAACGUUUAGAUUUAGUCCGUUCACAGACAUGAAGCUUACCUUUGCAGUGAGUGAAGGCGUAUUUUUAUGCGGUUUAGAAUUCCUUUUUGCCAACGAUGAUAAUCUACGAAGUAUCUGCCUAUCAGUUUUAUGCAGAGGCGAGAAAAUCAAAGAAUUAAAUGCACAACAUCGUGAUCAUUAUGACUGUAACUUAACCUACCCUAAAUCCUUCAACAAUCAAGGCACAAACGUGUUUUUUAAUAGGCCCAUUCGAGUGAGGGCUCGAACCCCGGGGGGGGUACUCCCUAAUAUGGGCUAUAUAGGUAUGUGCGGCCCCAAAGGGUAGGGUUUUUCAGCCGUUUUGGUCAUAAAUUGGGUAUCGAUUUUGGCUAUUUUGCCGCCAUUUUGGUCAUAAAUAGGGUAACGAUUUUUGCACUGUAGUCUUGAAUGCACUUUUUUAGAAGAAGCUACUUCCUUUGUAGGCUAGAAAAUACAAGCAACAAAAGCCCUUCACAAAAUAGGAUAUCAAAUUUUUGGUUAGGUCAUAAAUAGGGUAGGGAAAAUCGCAGAUUUUGGUCAUAAAUAGGGUAAGGGUUUUGGGAAGCGGGCCGCACACCCCUACCCAAUUUUUCUGCGAGUACCCCCCCCCCGGGGCCCGAACAUGUUAUACCAUUGUAGUAUUGGAAACGUCCAGUCGCUCAAAGGAGUGUUAUGUUCACGGGAGGAGUUCUACUAGAGAUUCGUCAGGUCAGAGUGAAAAGAGAUUAUCGUUUGACUAUUGUGGCGGCUGUUAUAUAGAAGAGGUUCCAAAAAGUGGCAAACCAUUUUCGGGGUUUAUUUCUGCAUUAUUGUAUACGAACGUCUGA
This is a messenger RNA of Porites lobata, 1432 nucleotides long. Lineage: Eukaryota; Metazoa; Cnidaria; Anthozoa; Scleractinia; Poritidae. The record is from the annotation of a GenBank genome assembly.